CACUGUACUUUACAGGGCGUGGAUAAUGAUAAAAAGUCACAACUAAGAUCAAACGUACUUAGUGUUUUCAGCCGGGCUUCCGCGAACCCCGCACGAUUUAUUUUGAUCGUCUCCCGCCCCGUGGGGUAAAUAACACUAUUUUUGAAUAGGUAUUCGAAUGAUUAGAUUUUACAACUUAACAGUGCGGAGUGGUGUGAAAGUGUAGUUAAUAGUUUUUAAUAAAUGAAAAUUAGGAUAAUUGCUGGUUCUAAUUAGUUUUUUUUUUUGACAUGGGGUGUGAAAUUGAACAAAUGUAUUUGGAUCUUAAUUCUUUGCUAGAAGAUAUAUGCAAAUUUUUGUCCGGGGACAAGUUGGGAAAAUUGUCUUAUAAGGACCAGAGGUUGGCAGAAUCCUUGAUCACUAGGUCUAAGAAACAGCUGCAAGAUAUAGCAAAAAUACAACCAACUUUACAGUGCAAUGAAGAUUAUGUCAUAAUGAACAGUCAAGGUACACAUCUAGUUUUAGUAAAGGAUGAAGAAGAAAAAAGUGAUAUUUAUUCUUCUGUAGAUGAUGUCAAUUUAAAACCGGAAUCUCCAAUUAUAGAGGAAGAGAAGCCAAACCCAUACUCAGAUUUGCCUGCUAAAUACGCAUCACAAAGUGUAAAAUAUGGAAUAAUGUCGAUGAAGAGAAGAUUUUUAUUAGGUUUUGAAGUAAUGAAAAGAAUUUACGCAAGUAUACACAAAGGCUGGUUACUUAUCUACACUUCCGAAAGAGAUAUGAAACCGUUAUUCGCCUUUGACCUAAAAAAAUUUGAAGCCAAAGAACCCGAAGGAGAGGAAAAAAGUAAUUUUGAACUGAUUAGUACCAUAAGUGAAAAAAAAGUGUACCAAUUUUUAGCACUAACUCAUAAAGAUAUGUUACAAUGGACGGUACAGAUUAAUAGAUACCAAGGCAAGAUAAUAAGAGGAAAAAGUAUUGAUGAUUUGAUCAUUUCAGACACAAUUUCUGAAAUAAAAUACAGUAACGAUGAAUUAGACAGCUGCAGUGAUGACGAAGACCGUAUAUACGAAGAACUAGUAACUGUAAAAACGCCAAAAAAGAAAGCAGAACAAAACACAUCACCAAAAAACGUGAUAAAAAGGCCACCCCUACCUCCAUCUCGUAUAUCGUCGAACAAAAUCAAAGGACCUAUUAAAGUACCUCCACCAGUUGUAAAACAAAUAUCAGUCUCAACAACCAAUUCAUCGGAUGGUUCCUUGGCUUCGUAUCAUGAAAUUCACACAACACAGUUGGAUUCUAGAGAUAUGAUCAAAUCUAAUAGCAAUUCAACUAAAAGUUUUGAUGAUUCGUUUUCAGAUGAUAGCACUGACUCCACUUAUGAAACUUUCGCAAAUGUUCAGAAAUGUAUGGCCUCGAAUCAAAGUGAAAGUUUUUGUAGCCAGGAGAAUGAAAAGAGAGGAUCUUUUCUGCCAGUUAAAAAGAAAAGCUCUUACUGAUGUAUAAAACUUAUUACCUACAUAUGGCACUUUCAAAUGGUUUAAAUUUAUUUAUAUAUGAAAUGAUCCACAAAAAAUAUUUUUAAGUAUGCUUUGGAAAAAUUCACUUGUGCCAGUUUGGAUUUAAUUCAGAAGCGCGCGUUGUUAUCACGGAUAUGACUCGUAUCACUGGCCUACUUUAGAAACAUUUUUUGUAGAUCACUCUUUAUAAUUGUCGAUCUUAGAAAUACUAUAAUACGUUUCGCUAAUAAUACCAGGGUAUUAUACUGGUACGCAUUUAUAAAAAAGUUUUCCCAAAAUAUUUAAACCAUAUUUGUACAUAAACAGCUGUUAUUAUUUUUAUUAUUAUUAAACAUAAACGUGUAUGUUAUGUAAAUAAAAUCCAACACACUUUAGCACAAAAAUCCCCACAAAAAUAAUUUUAAUUAUGAUUCUUAAUUAAGAGGAAAA
This is a messenger RNA of Psylliodes chrysocephalus, 1925 nucleotides long. The record is from the annotation of a GenBank genome assembly. NCBI's taxonomy places the organism in Eukaryota, Metazoa, Arthropoda, Insecta, Coleoptera, Chrysomelidae.